AUGAGAAACCUACGAUUACAAAGAGCUUUCACAAAGAAAAAUGACACUAUUGGUCGAGUUAAACCAAAGGGUCGAUGCAAAAAACAUCCAAAACAUAACCAAUCACCCGGUGUGUGUUCUCUUUGUUUGAGAGAAAAGCUUUCUCAACUUUCUUCUUUUAGUUCAAAUAACACGACAUUUUUUGUUGCUAAUGAUGGUUCUUCAAGUUCUUCUUCUUAUGUUUCUUCAUUAUCAUCUUAUUAUUCUUCCUCUUCCGUUUCUUCUUGUGCUUCUCCUUUGCAUUGUUUUUGUUUCAAUAGCGAGGGAAAAAGUGGCUACUUAUCGAUAUUUUUUGUUAGUGGCCAACAUGAAAUCAUAAAGAACAAGUCAUUUUCAAGAAGGAGAGAAUGUGAAGGUGGUGUUGAGCAUGGAAAUAAUAAAAGAAGUAGCUUUUGGUUCAAGUUGUUUCAAGCUAAAAGAAAUCAAAGUGAGGGUUAA
This is a messenger RNA of Cicer arietinum (chickpea), 477 nucleotides long. Lineage: Eukaryota; Viridiplantae; Streptophyta; Magnoliopsida; Fabales; Fabaceae. The record is from RefSeq and is a predicted model, not a curated record.